Anneissia japonica is the source of this 1723-nucleotide messenger RNA. Its product is annotated as chromaffin granule amine transporter-like. NCBI's taxonomy places the organism in Eukaryota, Metazoa, Echinodermata, Crinoidea, Comatulida, Comatulidae. The record is from RefSeq and is a predicted model, not a curated record. The coding region runs from base 49 to 1299 and encodes 416 amino acids. Gene Ontology annotation, biological process: aminergic neurotransmitter loading into synaptic vesicle; transmembrane transport. The transcript is spliced from 12 exons. Gene Ontology annotation, molecular function: serotonin:sodium:chloride symporter activity. Gene Ontology annotation, cellular component: terminal bouton; synaptic vesicle membrane.
GACAUCAAUCAUGUGGACAUCCAGUGGCUCCCUUACGACCGUUCAUAGAUGAACGCCGAUAUAUUAUUAAUUUCUUUGCUACGAGGUAGCGUUCGGAAGAUAUAUGCAUUUUGGAUUUUUAAAAGGAAGAAAUUGUACGUGAUGUCAGAGCUCAACAUCGGAUUUAACUUGUUGGGAAAAAUUAAUAGUUUGCGUCAAUCGAGGACGUUUCUGUUGUUCAUCGUGUUUAUGGCGCUUCUCCUUGACAAUAUACUUGUCACCGUUGUUGUUCCAAUAAUUCCGGAUUUCUUAUACGAGCAACAGGCUGAAGAUGCACAGCGUGAAUCAAAGCCAACAAAUGUUUAUGCAAAGUAUGAAAACUAUAGUAUAAUUCCCAGCAACUUUACUCCGGCGGAAACUGAAGUUCCGGAUAUAAUUGAAAAUACAGUUCAAAAAGAAAGUGUUUACAUCGGUGUGUUAUUUGCAUCUAAAGCUAUCGCUCAGCUCAUUACUAAUCCCUUUGUUGGACCACUAACAAAUAGGAUUGGCUUUCACAUACCGAUGUUUACCGGACUUAGCAUAAUGUUCAUUUCGACAUUAGUAUUUGCCUUCGGCGAAAGCUAUGGCGUGUUAUUGACAGCUAGGAUGGUACAAGGAAUUGGAUCGUCGGCUUCGACUGUCUCAGGCAUGGGAAUGCUUGCUCAAAGAUAUACAGAUCAAGAAGAGCGUGGAGCUGCAAUGGGUAUAGCUUUAAGCGGUCUAGCAUUUGGUGUUCUAAUUGGCCCACCGUUUGGCGGCUUUAUGUACGAUUUCGUUGGUAAAGAAUCUCCAUUUCUUGUCAUAGCGGGACUAGCACUUCUUAAUGGGUUUUUGCAGUUGUCAGUGUUGGAUCCAGGCAACGACACCAAUGCAGUUAUGGAGGGAGCACCGUUACUACAGCUUCUACGAGAUCCGUAUAUCCUUAUUGGUGCUGGUAUGGUUGAUUCCACGAUGUUGCCGUUGAUGGGGUAUUUAGUUGAUAUUCGCCAUGUCUCAGUAUAUGGAAGUGUCUACGCAAUUGCCGAUGUAGCGUUUUGUAUUGGAUUUGCUGUUGGACCAUCUGUAAGCGGCGAGCUCAUCUCAGUUGUAGGAUUUCCAUGGAUGGUUCGUGGCAUGGCGUUUCUCAAUAUAAUUUUUGCUCCAUUGUGUAUAUUCCUUCGGAACCCACCACCAAAAGAAGACAAGCAGAUGAUUCUUAUGAACGAGGAGUUGCCAAUUACCUACGUGACAGCCAAACAAACUGACUACCAUGCUGUUGAAGACGGCGAGGCUUGCGACUGACAGGCUUGUUCGAUGGCAGAAGAGUUACUAUUUUAGCUUCUUUCCGAGAGGUUCCGCUUGAUUCUGCGUGCUUACACUUAAAUACGAUAUUAACAUAAUUUUAUUGAUGAUUUUACUAUCAUAAAAUAAUUACAGAAUAUUUAUUUUUACAUUAUUCCAAUCAUAGGUUUUCUGACAUUACUUCUCAAAUAUGGCUUGUGAUAGGUAUAUUAUAGGUAAAUAUAAACUAAUUUAGUUAGUACCGGUAGCAUUACACACGUUGUGGUAAUCACAAAAAGGAAUGGAAAAGUUUAGAAUUAAAAGUCUCAUUAUUACAGUAUUCAACAUAUUAAUAAUAUUCAGUUUAUAAUUAUUAUUAUUAAUAUUUAUGUAGGAUAGUAAAGCCUAUAUUUUAUAUAGGCUUAUAUUAUAUAUAUAAUAUACA